This is a messenger RNA of Xiphias gladius (swordfish), 3383 nucleotides long. It is a transcript of the gene trpc6b, whose product is annotated as transient receptor potential cation channel, subfamily C, member 6b. The record is from RefSeq and is a predicted model, not a curated record. Bases 494 to 3001 code for a protein of 835 amino acids. Gene Ontology annotation, molecular function: store-operated calcium channel activity; protein binding; inositol 1,4,5 trisphosphate binding. Gene Ontology annotation, biological process: manganese ion transport; regulation of cytosolic calcium ion concentration; calcium ion transmembrane transport. Lineage: Eukaryota; Metazoa; Chordata; Actinopteri; Istiophoriformes; Xiphiidae. Gene Ontology annotation, cellular component: membrane; cation channel complex. The transcript is spliced from 14 exons.
AAAACGUGUUGUAGGAUACGAGUGGCAGAAUACGUUGUCCUGAAGAACUUGCAUCCCUCCAAGGCUGCCCCCCUCCCCCGGCUGACACCGGGCAUACAUACAGCCGUUUCACCUGUCUGUGUACAGUCCCUCCAUGAUAGCAACCGGGGACGCAGUUCCUUGACAACGGGAACCGUGGUGAUUAUACCCGGCAUGUCCAGCAGAGGGCUCGGGGCUCAAUACAUGCUGCUUUCAGUGAUCCACAACUUUUCAGUGAGUCACUUCCCAGUUGCCUGUCUCAAGAAGAGCAGAGGAACAAAAACAGCAAGGCGUUCCCAGAAAUUCAGGCAGGGAAAUGUGCAUGGAACAGCUACCUCUAUGAUGAUGCCAGUUCCAGUGGGGAUUUUCUCACCUCCGAACAGCAUGACAACAUUUUCGUUUUGUCUCCUCUCGGCUGCUCUAGACUGGAUGCCAAAGAUGAAUAAUUUGAUGGAGCAAUGAAGCAAAAGCCGUGAUGCUGCGGCAGGUGGUGGCCAAACCCCGGCGACAAGCUUUACGGGGAGCUGGUUACCUGUUUCAUGCCCAGUCCUCCUCCUGCCUUUCCAUGGCAGAGGAACUUUUCUUAGAUGCUGCAGAAUAUGGUAACAUUCCUGAAGUGAGGCGGAUGCUAGAGGAACUGCCAGACCUCAAUGUCAACUGUGUAAACUACAUGGGCCAAAGUGCAUUGCAGCUGGCAGUGGCCAAUGAGCAUUUGGAGGUGACUAAGCUCCUGCUUAGGAAGAAAGACCUCGCUAGAAUAGGAGAUGCUUUGCUGUUAGCCAUCAGUAAAGGCUACAUCCGUAUAGUGGAGGCCAUACUGAGCCAUCAGGCCUUUGCAGACAGUCAGAGGCUCACUAACGGUCCGAGCCAGAUGGAGACACACGACGACUUCUUUUCCUAUGACGACGAUGGCACGCGUUUCUCUCACAACAUCACUCCCAUCAUCCUGGCUUCCCAGUGCCAUGAGUACGAAAUCGUGCAUAUACUUCUUAUGAAGGGGGCCCGUAUAGAGCAGCCCCAUGACUACUUCUGUCAGUGCGGGACCUGCAGCGAGCAGCAGAGGCACGAUGCUUUUAGCCUUUCACAAUCCCGUAUCAAUGCAUAUAAAGGUCUGGCUAGUCCAGCAUAUCUGUCCCUCUCCAAUGAAGACCCUGUGAUGGCCGCUCUGGAGCUGAGCAACGAGCUUGCAGUUCUAGCCAACAUUGAGAAAGAGUUCAAGAAUGAUUAUAAAAAACUGUCCAUGCAGUGUAAAGACUUUGUGGUGGGACUCCUGGAUUUGUGCCGAAACACAGAGGAAGUGGAGGCCAUCUUAAAUGGGGACCCUGAAUCAUGUCAAAACUCUGAAACCUUCGGCAGACAAAACCUUAUCAGGUUAAAACUUGCAAUAAAAUAUGAAGUUAAAAAGUUUGUAGCACAUCCGAACUGCCAGCAGCAGCUCCUCUCCAUUUGGUACGACAACCUGUUUGGCCUACGUCAGCAAACCACAGCAGUUAAAAUCCUACUUGUCCUUGGUGUGGCUGUCGGGCUGCCUGUCCUGGCCCUUAUGUACUGGAUAGCACCGUCAAGUAAGUUAGGGAAACUCAUGUGUGGACCCUUCCUGAAGUUUGUGGCCCAUACAGCAUCCUUUAUGAUAUUUCUUUGCCUACUGGUCCUGAACGCAGCAGACCGUUUUGACGGGACAUCGCUGCUGCCUAACAUGACCACACACGAUCACCCUUUGCAGCUGUUUCGUAUGAAGACCACCCCCUUCACCUGGAUGGAGAUUCUCAUCAUAUCCUGGGUCAUAGGGAAGAUCUGGGAGGAAUGUAAAGAUAUCUGGUCACAGGACAUCCGGGAAUACAUCUCAGAACCGUGGAACCUUCUUGACUUUAGCAUUUUGGCCAUAUUUAUGACCUCUUUCACUGCCAGACUAAUGGCUUUCUGGCAUGCAUAUUCUGCCCAGUGUUACGUGGACAAGCACUAUACUGACCUGUCCAACGUGACCUUGCCCUUUGAGAUACAGUAUUUCCAGCUGGCUCGAAUCAACUGGAUGCCCUCAGACCCGCAGCUUAUUUCUGAAGGCCUCUAUGCAGUUGCAGUUGUGCUGAGUUUCUCUCGCAUUGCAUACAUCCUGCCUGCGAAUGAGAGUUUUGGGCCUUUGCAGAUCUCCCUUGGAAGAACGGUGAAAGACAUCUUUAAGUUCAUGGUGAUUUUCAUAACAGUUUUUGUGGCUUUCAUGGUGGGAAUGUUCAAUCUGUACUCGUACUACCUCGGAGCCAAGCACAACGAUGCAUUUACAACGCUUGAAGAGAGCUUUAAAACAUUAUUUUGGGCCAUUUUUGGCUUGUCAGAAGUGAAAUCAGUGGUCAUCAAUAUUGACCAUAAGUUCAUUGAGAAUAUUGGCUAUGUUCUGUACGGGGUGUACAACAUCAUCAUGGUGAUUGUCUUGCUGAAUAUGCUCAUUGCCAUGUUCAACAGCUCAUUCCAAGAAAUUGAGGAUGAUGCUGAUGUUGAGUGGAAGUUUGCGAGAGCCAAGCUCUGGUUCUCAUACUUCGAGUACGGCAGCACGAUGCCGGUUCCCUUCAACCUUGUACCUAGCCCUACGUCUGUCUUUUCCCUCUUGGUGGGGAUAAAGGAAUUCCUCUGGGCUGUACCUCAAGACAAAAGCAAAGGCAACUCAAAUGAUGAGACUGAGCUUAACAAAUUGAGGCAACAGGAGGAUCUGAGUGUGGAAGCAUCAUUUUGUCCAACCCGCCACCAAAAGAUAAUGAAUCGCCUCAUCAAAAGAUAUAUCGUAAAAGCACAAAGAGAUAAAGACAAUGAUGAAGUAAAUGAAGGUGAACUGAAUGAGAUUAAACAAGAUAUCUCCAGUCUCCGCUAUGAGCUGCUGGAAAGGGAGAAACAUGACAUGGAGGCACUGGCAGAGCUGAUCAGUCAACUGGGAGAAGUCAUGCGUGCUCAGCAGAAAGAAGAGCAGAGGCACAUGCUGGCUAUGCAUUUUUAAAAAAAAUGUAAAUACUAGAGAUGUAUUUACUGGACACACUAGACUCUUCUCAUUUUGAAGAAUUCAGUUAGGGUUAAAGGGGCCUUAGGCACAGACUUAACACACAUUUUUGGACAAAAACUUACCUGAUAAAACUGGAUAGUCUGUAUUUUAAAUAUAGAAACAUCCUUGAUUCCCCCCCCUCAUGCCCUUAGUGUACAUGUAUCCCUUUUGGAGGAUUAACUCAAGUUCUCUUUGUUACUGUCCCUUUCUCUGUACAAUUGACCACAUGGUGGCACUAACAGAACUUUCUUCUUGUUGCACAGGGUCUGUUAGUUCACACUACCGGCUGCUAAACAUAUGAUGUUUAUACAGUUUGAUUUAGGGGUGAUUUUUUUAAUUU